AUGUCUGGUGCAGGAAGCGGAUACGAUUUUAACCCAAUUACAUUCUCUCCAGAUGGCCGCCAGUUCCAAGUUGAGUAUGCUACAAAGGCUGUCGAAAAAGAUUCUCUUGCUUUAGGUGUCAAAUGCAAAGAUGGCAUUUUGCUUGCUGCGGAGAAGAAUUUAACAUCAACACUUCUCACUCCAGGUGGCAAUCCAAGAAUUUUCUGGAUCAACGACAGCAUUGCUUGUGCAACAAUCGGUCAUCGUCCAGAUUGCUACAGCAUUGUUGAGCAAUCCAGAAACAGAGCUGAAACAUUCACAUCAAAUUUCGGCAUCAAAAUUACAGUUCCUCAGCUUGCUUCAGAAGUUUCACAACAAUUCCACCUCGCACAUUACUAUCAAGCUUAUCGCCCAUUCGGCUGCACAGUUAUUUUUGCUAGCUAUAAGGAUGAUGCAUUAUACGCUAUAGAGCCUAGUGGCGCAUUUUAUGGAUAUUUCGCCUCAUGCUUCGGCAAAAAUAGCAACUUAGCACGCGCUGAACUCCAAAAGACAGAAUGGAAGAAUAUUACAGUUCGUGAAGCUGUUCCAGAGGUAGCCCGUAUCAUCAAAUCUCUCCAUGAAAGUCAAUUUAAGAAAUGGGAAAUCGAAAUGUUCUGGCUUUGUGAAGAAACCAACGGCCGCCCACAGAAGGUCCCAGAGGAUGUCUUCCAAUCAAGAUUUGUCAAUGAAAACCCACAAAACUAA
This is a messenger RNA of Trichomonas vaginalis G3, 723 nucleotides long. RefSeq names its product proteasome subunit alpha/beta family. The record is from RefSeq and is a predicted model, not a curated record. The transcript has a single exon. The coding region runs from base 1 to 723 and encodes 240 amino acids. Gene Ontology annotation, biological process: ubiquitin-dependent protein catabolic process. Gene Ontology annotation, cellular component: proteasome core complex; nucleus; proteasome core complex, alpha-subunit complex. NCBI's taxonomy places the organism in Eukaryota, Parabasalia, Trichomonadida, Trichomonadidae.